AUGUUGUCACAACAACAACCCGAUGUCAACACUCUGUUGCACAACAUGCGUGCACAGAUCCUGUUGUUGACUACGCAGCUUUCUGAGAUUCAGGAAUACCCCGCUGAACCAACGGUUGAGCAAAAAUUUAAUAAAAAAGUCGAGAUUGUUGCUGACCCCAGCGCUUUCAAAGGAAACCAGGCUCGAUUUGCUGAAUGGUGGAUCAAGCUCCAAAUUUGGAUCAAGGCAAACUGGGAUGUGUUUGCCAAUGACUUUGAGAUAGCAACAGCUGUGCUAUCAAGACUAAAAGGAUUUGUGGCGUGUCAAUACACCCAACAUCGGGAAAACAUGAUUUUACUAUAA
This is a messenger RNA of Serpula lacrymans var. lacrymans S7.9, 342 nucleotides long. RefSeq lists its product as uncharacterized. The transcript has a single exon. The record is from RefSeq and is a predicted model, not a curated record. Lineage: Eukaryota; Fungi; Basidiomycota; Agaricomycetes; Boletales; Serpulaceae. The coding region runs from base 1 to 342 and encodes 113 amino acids.